Molecule: messenger RNA, 1107 nt
Organism: Penicillium argentinense
Lineage: Eukaryota; Fungi; Ascomycota; Eurotiomycetes; Eurotiales; Aspergillaceae
Product: mitogen-activated protein kinase Hog1
Exons: 8
Coding region: 1-1107 (368 amino acids)
Biological process (GO): osmosensory signaling pathway; protein phosphorylation; stress-activated MAPK cascade
Cellular component (GO): cytoplasm; nucleus
Molecular function (GO): MAP kinase activity; ATP binding
Source: RefSeq, a predicted model, not a curated record
AUGGCCGACUUCACCUCCACGCAGGUGAUGGGAGUGACCUUCCAAAUCACACGCAGAUACACCGAACUGCAGGCGGUCGAACUGGAUGCGGCGGGUCUUGUCUGCUCCGCCGAGGAUCAGAUCUUGCAUAAUGUGGUCGCAAUCCGAAAGGUCACCAAGCCCUUCGGCUCCCCCAUACUCGCCAAGCGAGCUCUGCGCGAAAUUAAGCUGUUGCGGUAUUUGCGACACGAGAAUAUCGUCGGCUUGAAAGAUCUAUUCAUCUCCCCGACAGAGGACUUGUAUUUUGUGACAGAGCUCAUGUGGACCAAUCUACGGCGGCUUAUUUCGAAAAGGCCCAUCGAGAAUGAUUUUUCUCAGUAUUUUCUGUAUCAAAUUUUGAGAGGGUUGAAAUAUGUUCAUUCAGCGGGAAUUAUACAUCGGGAUCUCAAGCCAGAAAAUCUCCUGAUCAACGAGAAUUGCGACUUGAAAAUCGGUGGAUUCGAACAUGCCCGCUUGCAGCGACCCCAGAUGACUGGCUACGUGGUGACAAGAAUCUACCGUGCACCAGAGAUCAUGCUUACCUGGCAAAAGUAUUCAGCCAAGGUCGAUAUCUGGAGCACGGCAUGCAUCUUUGCCGAGAUGCUUCAGGGGAAGCCGCUUUUCCCUGCCACCAGCCAUGCAGAUCAAUUUAAUGUGAUCGUGAAUUUACUGGGCAAUCCUCCUGUAUGGAUUGUAGAUAUGAUUACCAACAACCACACUCAAAGCUACGUCAAAUCAUUACCAAAAUGCGAACGCAGACCCUUCGGAGAGAUUUUCCCUGAAUUCCACAAGCAGGCAAAUGAUUUGCUCGAGAAAAUGUUAGUAUUCGACGUCAAUGAGAGAAUCAACGCCAAAGAUGCUCUUUCGCAUCCCUAUCUGUCAUUAUAUCAUGACCCGACCGACGAGCCAGUCGUACGAGAGACAUUCGAUUGGUCUUUUGACGACGUACAGCUCUCGGCUGAAGCCUGGAAACGGAUAGUGUAUGUCGUCCUGUGCCGUCCAGCCAACACUCAACUCACUGACAGACGGAAGAUCCAAAGAAGUCUGGAAAUACCGAACACUAGAAGUGAAGAAUGGCAACAGCCAUGA